Molecule: messenger RNA, 3118 nt
Organism: Castor canadensis (American beaver)
Lineage: Eukaryota; Metazoa; Chordata; Mammalia; Rodentia; Castoridae
Gene: Gga1
Product: golgi associated, gamma adaptin ear containing, ARF binding protein 1
Biological process (GO): Golgi to plasma membrane transport; intracellular protein transport; protein localization to cell surface
Cellular component (GO): trans-Golgi network
Molecular function (GO): phosphatidylinositol binding; small GTPase binding; ubiquitin binding
Source: RefSeq, a predicted model, not a curated record
UGACCUCAGAGCCCCUCAGAAACAUGGCCCCGGAGAGUUCUUCCGGAAGCAGUCGCCGGCACCUCCGUGACGCUGAACGAGUUAGAGCGUCCCGUGGGGUUUCUAUGGUGCUGCCCUCAGUCCCCAGUCUCUCCGCUUCCUCUCCUGCCUGAGCGCCGGGAGCGGGCAGGGCCGGCGGCGCGUCCCACCCGCGACGGAGCCGCCACCAGGGGGAGGGGUUGGGCGAGCAGGCGACGCUCUGGGCUGGCUCGUUCGCGUCUCUAUGGUACCCCGCGCUCCCGCGCGUCGGGACGGACGCUGCCCCUUUAAUCGACGGAGGGCGGUGCCAAGGAGGUCCCGCGAGAGCUGUAGGGGGCGGGAGGCGGUGCCGAGGCGGGGGGCCCGUGGCGGAUGGAGCCAGCGAUGGAGCCGGAGACUCUGGAGGCGCGAAUCAACAGAGCCACGAACCCCCUCAACAAGGAGCUGAACUGGGCCAGCAUCAACGGCUUCUGUGAGCAGCUCAGCGAGGACUUGGAGGGGCCUCCACUUGCCACCCGACUGCUGGCUCACAAGAUCCAAUCACCACAGGAAUGGGAGGCCAUCCAGGCGCUGACGGUGCUGGAAACAUGCAUGAAGAGCUGCGGCAAGAGGUUCCACGACGAAGUUGGCAAGUUCCGCUUCCUGAACGAGCUCAUCAAGGUGGUGUCUCCCAAGUACCUGGGCUCCCGGACAUCAGAGAAAGUGAAGAACAAAAUCUUGGAGCUUCUCUACAGCUGGACAGUCGGCCUCCCCGAGGAGGUGAAGAUUGCAGAGGCAUACCAGAUGCUGAAGAAGCAGGGGAUUGUGAAGUCUGAUCCCAAGCUUCCCGAGGAUGCCAUCUUUCCCCUCCCCCCUCCACGGCCCAAGAACGUGAUCUUCGAAGAUGAGGAGAAGUCUAAGAUGCUAGCACGCCUGCUGAAGAGCUCCCACCCUGAGGACCUCCGGGCGGCCAACAAGCUCAUCAAGGAGAUGGUGCAGGAGGACCAGAAGCGGAUGGAGAAAAUCUCGAAGCGGGUGAAUGCCAUCGAGGAGGUGAACAACAAUGUGAAGCUGCUGACGGAGAUGGUGGUGAGCCACAGCCAAGGCGCUGCAUCUGGCAGCAGUGAGGACCUCAUGAAGGAGCUGUACCAGCGCUGUGAGCGGAUGCGGCCCACGCUUUUCCGACUGGCCAGCGACACAGAAGACAACGAUGAGGCCUUAGCGGAGAUCUUGCAGGCCAAUGACAACCUCACCCAGGUGAUCAACCUGUAUAAGCAGCUGGUGCGGGGCGAGGAGGUCAAUGGUGAUGCCAUAGCUGGCUCCAUCCCUGGGAGCACCUCGGCCCUACUGGACCUCUCAGGCCUGGACCUUCCUCCUGUGGGCACCACAUACCCAGCCAUGUCCACCUGCACUGGCAGCCAGGCCAGCCCUGAGCAGCCUAGCUCCUCGGUUUCUCUGCUUGAUGAUGAGCUCAUGUCUCUAGGCCUAAGCGACCCCACACCCCCUUCAGGCCCAGGCUCGGAUGGUGCAGGAUGGAACAGCUUCCAGUCUUCAGAUGGCACUGAAUCCCCAGCCCCUGCUCCAGCCUCAGCCCCCAGCAUGGACAGCCGGCCCCCAGUGCAGGCACCACUACCAGUAGCAAGCAGCGGCCUGGAUGACCUGGACCUCCUGGGGAAGACCCUUCUACAGCAGGCAUUGCCCCCAGAAGCUCAGCAAGUGCGGUGGGAGAAGCAGCAGCCAGCUCCCCGGCUCACACUCCGGGACUUGCAGAGUCGGAGCAGUUGCAGCUCGCCCAGCCCUGGUGCCUCCGGCCUCCUCCACACCAUGCCCUCAGAGCCCCCUGGGCCUCCGCAGCAGCCCAUAUCCACUGAGCUCUCAUUGGCCAGCAUCACUGUGCCCCUGGAAUCCAUCAAGCCCAGCAGCAUCUUGCCCGUGACCGUAUAUGACCAGCACGGCUUCCGUGUCCUCUUCCACUUUGCCCGAGACCCACUGCCGGGGCGUUCCGACGUGCUGGUGGUGGUGGUCUCCAUGCUGAGCACUGCCCCCCAGCCCAUCCGCAACAUUGUUUUCCAGUCAGCUGUCCCCAAGGUCAUGAAGGUGAAGCUCCAGCCACCCUCAGGCACCGAGCUGCCAGCAUUUAAUCCCAUUGUCCACCCCUCAGCUAUCACCCAGGUCCUGCUCCUGGCCAACCCCCAGAAGGAAAAGGUUCGUCUCCGCUACAAGCUCAUCUUCACCAUGGGCGACCAGACCUACAACGAGAUGGGGGAUGUGGACCAGUUCCCCCCACCUGAAACCUGGGGGAACCUCUAGAGCAGAGGGACUGGGGAAGGAAGGGAGCAGAGGGAACGGCCACUGUCCAGCCUAGGUGGAGGCUGUGGUGGCCUAGGACACUGUCUGUUCCCCAUGGCCAUGUACCCCCAGCCUGGUGCUUCUCUUCUCCCCUAUGGCACCCAAGUGACUCUUCCCCCUCCUGCUUUGCCUCCUCUCUGCUGAGCCAAAUCCAGCAGGAUGCUGGGCCUGGGUUUGUUGCCAGGCACUCUUGGCACCUGUGGGAGCCUGGAGCAGGGAGGGGCUGUAUGCCCUAGAGGACUUGAUUGCGGGGAAGAAGCAUGGUCAUUGGGCCCGGCCGUGACCCCAUCCUGGGGUUGGGUCUUCCCCACCUGUCUCUUAUGCCUUAUGGGAAGGCUCAGCCAUAACUCAGAGGCCAUGCUGGAGUGGGACCAGCCCAGGCCUCUGUAGGAACACAGUGACGGGGUGAUGCCUGCACCCCCAGCUGUUUGCACUCUGGUGUGUGGUUUGGCUCUUUGCUUUUCAUUUAGAGUGGCCCUGUGGUCACAGUCUUAGGAGGCCAAGUUGGGGAGCCAACCCUCCUCCUAGGGGCUUCCCUUUGCUUAGGGCCUCCUAAGGGGCUAUGGGAACUCAAGCAUAAUGCCAGAAGGGGUGGCUCCAGGGUAGGCUACAGAGCUCCCUGAGUUCUGUGUGUCUUCUUCAUUCAUCGGCCUCUGCUGGGGCCUCCUGUGAGCAUCUCACAUCUGUCCAUCCAUCAGUCCGUGGUCAGAAGUGAGGUCAGUGUGUGAGUGAGAGCAGAAGUAUUUAUGAAAAUAAAACCACCUUUUUCCUG